CUUUUACACACACACCUCUUCAGCCUUGGCUCCGCGCUCGCUUACAUUUCUGACAAAGACUUGAUUGUGUUUCCAGUUUUUGAUCAGUCAAAUACUCCAACCCUGGAAAGUGGAAAGAGCUAAACAAAACAAAAAGAAGUAGAAGAAGAAGAGGAAAAGGGGAAAUCCAAAGCAAACAGCAUCAUAAUAAAGAAAGAAAAGAAGCGAAAACUGGGUCAAGUCUGUAGAUGGUGUCUGGGCACUUGGCAAUCUGAGAUCAAUUCAAACAGAUUUCGCCGUUUUCGUCAUCGGGUAACGAGGUGAAAAGUUGGAGAAAUUUUGGAGUCAAUUUUACUCUUUUUCUCCCGAUUUGAUUGGGGAGAAACAUGGGAGCAGUAUGCGCCGGAGGGACAGUGAGGGAUAGGUCGGAGGUCCUUAAAGAGAGGAGCUCAGGGAGCUCCAAAAAGCUCAAAUCAAUGAAGAGUUUCCUCAACGAGGAUAUCAAUGCCGAUUCUAAUGAAUAUCCAGAUAUGGGUACAAUGGGGAGGACCCAUAACCAUAAUCUCUAUGAUUCUGGAGAAUUGCACUUAUCCAUCUCAAGAGAGUUGAAGCCGGCCACGCCAGCUAGGACAGGAAAUAAUAAGGGACCUCAAGUCAGCUCUUUUCUCGGGAAGGCUAGCAUAGUGGGCCUAGAAAAGGCAGUGGAGGUUCUAGAUACAUUAGGCAGCAGCAUGACAAAUUUGAACAACAGUGGAUUUAUUUCUGGCGCGGCGGGAUCAAGAGGGAACAGAAUAUAUAUUCUGGCAUUUGAGGUUGCAAAUACAAUCACUAAAGGUGCAAAUCUAUUGCAAUCAUUAUCUGAAGAAAGUGUCCAGUAUUUGAAAGAGGAAAUUCUACCUUCAAAAGCUGUACAAGAGUUGGUCUCUACGGAUAUGAAUGAGCUUCUCGCUAUAGCUGCUGCUGACAAAAGGGAGGAAUUUGAUGUUUUCUCUCGUGAAGUAGUGAGGUUUGGAAAUCUGUGUAAAGAUCCACAAUGGCACAGCCUUGAUCGGUUUUUUGCAAAGUUGAGCUCUGAACCUCUAAGUCAUAAACAGCUCAAAGAGGAGGCUGAUAGGACUAUGCAAGAACUUUCAACUCUUGCUCAGCAUACUUCUGAAUUGUAUCAUGAGUUGCAUGCUGUGGACCGGUUUGAACAAGAUUACCAGAGGAAAAUUGAGGAACUAGAGUCUUUAAAUCUUCCUCGAAAAGGAGAGAGUCUAAUGAUGUUGCACAGUGAGCUAAAACAUCAAAGAAAGCUUGUGAGGGGAUUGAAAAAGAAAUCUCUUUGGUCUAAAAGUUUGGAGGAGGUUGUGGAGAAGCUCGUUGAUAUUGUAACUUUCAUUCAUCAAGAGAUCUUGGAAGCAUUUGGAGAUGACGUAUUAAAGUACAUAGAUAGGGAGCCUACAAAAAAACCAGAAAGAUUAGGCGUUGCUGGCCUUGCUUUGCACUAUGCUAACCUAAUCACUCAAAUAGAUAACAUUACCUCGCGCCCCACUGCUCUUCCCCCGAACACAAGGGAUGCACUGUAUAAUGGGUUGCCACCUGCUGUAAAGAUGGCACUUCGUUCUCGUUUGCAGGCACUUGAUACAAAAGAGGAGGAGCUAACGAUUCCUCAAAUCAAGGCUGAAAUGGAGAAGAAUCUCCAGUGGCUUGUCCCACUAGCAGCCGAUACGUCAAAAGCGCAUCAAGGUUUCGGAUGGGUUGGAGAAUGGGCCAACACCGGAAGCGAUUUCGGAAAGAAGGCAACGAUGCAGAAUAACCUCAUCCGCCUGCAGACACUUUACCACGCAGACAAAAAGAAAAUGGACGCCUUCAUCCUCGAACUCGUGGAAUGGCUUCACCGCCUCAUCAGCCUCGUAAGAUACAAAGGCCCGAGGAUUCUCCCAGGAAGAUCGCCCACCGGCAAAGGGCUCACUCUGCACACAGAGACGCUGAACAAUAACCCGAAAAAGAACGAGGUCCAGCUUUCGCAUGAAGACAAGACUUUGUUAGAAGAAGUCAUGAAAAGGAGGAAGCUUGUUCCUGGAAUAAGCAAAAGCCAAGAAUUUGUGAUAUCCAAGAAGGGGAGACAGGUUUGGGCACUAAGUAGGAGCACUGGCAGCUCUCCUUGUACAGAGGUGGAACGACCAAAGCCUAAUGUUUUGGACAUCCUAGACGGCUUAGGUACAAAGUUUUGAGCCCCUAGAUAUAUUUCACCAAAACAAGUAUUCAUUUUGCAUAAAUUCCAUCAUUCCCAUUUUCUCUUGAAAUUGCAGUCCCCUGUAUAUAUAGCCCAUAUGCUGAAGGUAUAUGGCUAUUCCUAGUGUGCUUUAAAUUUUGAAGUAUGGUUUAGGAAAAAUCUUGUAGCUUUACUCGUACACAGAUGAUCUAUUGCUCCAUCUAGUGUGAGAUGAAAUGAUAUUUUUGUACCCCAAGUUACCAUUUCC
This is a messenger RNA of Ipomoea triloba (trilobed morning glory), 2444 nucleotides long. RefSeq lists its product as uncharacterized. NCBI's taxonomy places the organism in Eukaryota, Viridiplantae, Streptophyta, Magnoliopsida, Solanales, Convolvulaceae. The record is from RefSeq and is a predicted model, not a curated record. Gene Ontology annotation, biological process: positive regulation of growth. The coding region runs from base 366 to 2195 and encodes 609 amino acids. The transcript is spliced from 13 exons.